This is a messenger RNA of Pyricularia pennisetigena, 984 nucleotides long. RefSeq lists its product as uncharacterized. Lineage: Eukaryota; Fungi; Ascomycota; Sordariomycetes; Magnaporthales; Pyriculariaceae. The coding region runs from base 1 to 984 and encodes 327 amino acids. The transcript has 3 exons. The record is from RefSeq and is a predicted model, not a curated record.
AUGUCCCCAAGGAACUCCCAUGCCACCUCUGGCCCAGGUGCAGGGACAGGAAAGCCCAGUGCAAGCCCCGCCGACAGGGACAACACCACUGGUAUUGGGACCGCCAGUGCUACCAUUAGCACUGACAAUACCGCCUCUGGGACCACCAUCCUUGGCACCACCGUCCUCGGCAACACCACCGGUAGGACCACGGCUGCCCCCGCCGCCCCAGCCGCUGUGGACAGCGCCACCGGUGCCAGGUCCAUCGCAGCCAGCAGGGCAAGUGCGGGCAUCAUCUGCAGCAGCCCGAUCGACUCGAGGCCGGCCAAGGGGGGCAAGGAAGGUGCAGACAGGACGAGGUGGAAGCGCGGCAGCAACCGCAGGACCAUCGGGGCCACCGGCAGGCCAGUCCGCAGUGCCAGCCAGCCGAGCAGGGUCAGCGAAAGGCGGGUUGACAAGAGGACGGUCAACAAGAGGAAGGCCCAGAGGAGGGGCGGCAAGAGGAGGGAGACCAGCACCACCAUUGACACGACCAACCCGAUCUUCUCGGAUCUGGAUUCGGUCGUAUCAGCACCCUCGGCUCCACCACCCAACCUCCAAGGCGUCCGGCUCUUCAUCCUGGCACGGGCACACAGAUACGCCGCAGACCCUGCUGCGACUGAUCUGACGCUGGAUCAGGCGGUGAGGGAGUUUGUGUCGCUCUUCUCGGCCGACACUGACAUCGACCAUGUGCUCACGGACGAAGUCAUGGAGGUGCUGAGCCGGCGGUUUGGCGGACCGGUGUUGUCGGGCGGUUCUGGCGGCGCUGGGGAUCGGAGCCCGACACUGCCGCGGAUUCGGGACACGGUAGUGCGGCAGGUUCUCGAGGACCGGCUCGCCGACAGGCACGAGGCGGAAAGGCGGGCGCGGCCGGACACUUAUACCCCAUAUCGGCAGUGUUCGUGUCGUGUCUUGCCGUUGCCUUGUUGGCAGUGCGGUUAUGGCCAUUCUCAUGAGGGUUCGUGA